Lodderomyces beijingensis is the source of this 2817-nucleotide messenger RNA. The record is from the annotation of a GenBank genome assembly. NCBI's taxonomy places the organism in Eukaryota, Fungi, Ascomycota, Pichiomycetes, Serinales, Debaryomycetaceae.
AUGUCCGACGCUGAAGACUUUGAUAUUGCCGGCUCCUUGGCAGUGAGGUCGGACGAAAGUGACUCUAGCAGCGAAAGCGAGGGCGAAUACCAGGAUGAGAUUGUCUCCCUGGAUGAAGAAUCAAACGACGAUAGCACAAGUGCAGCGAAACCAACCAAGAAAGCCAAGCUCAAUAACAAACAAGCGUUUCCGAAAUUAGAGCAAUCCGACGGGGAAGACGAAGACGGUGGUGGUGACGACGACGGGGAAGACGAAGACCAAAACGUCGGCUUCUAUUUCGCCACUAGCAACCCCAUCGCCAAGAAAGCCAAAGCGGACUCAUUUGCCUCGUUUGGCUUGUCCAAGUUCUUGCUCAUGAACAUCGCCAAGAAGGGAUAUAGGCAACCUACGCCUAUACAGAGGAAAGCCAUCCCGUUGGUGAUUGAGAAUCGAGAUGUUGUCGGUAUGGCGCGCACGGGGUCCGGGAAGACGGCCGCGUUCGUGUUGCCCUUGAUUGAAAAAUUGAAGCUGCGUAGUCCCGGCGGCGUGCGUGCCGUGAUCCUCUCCCCUUCGAGAGAGUUGGCGUUGCAGACGUACAAGCAAGUGAAGGAGUUCAGCCACGGCACCAAUUUGCAGUCUAUUGUGUUGAUUGGUGGUGAUACGCUAGAGGAAGAUUUCGGUAAGAUGAUGACGAAGCCCGAUAUCAUCGUUUGUACUCCCGGUCGGUUCUUGCAUUUGAAAGUGGAGAUGCAGUUUGACUUGAUGAGCGUGCAGUAUAUCGUCUUUGACGAAGCUGAUCGAUUGUUUGAGAUGGGAUUCGCUGAGCAGUUGAAUGAGUUGUUGCUUGCGUUGCCCCCGAAUAGACAGUCGCUCUUGUUUUCAGCAACGUUGCCGCGGUCCUUGGUUGAUUUCGCCAAAGCGGGCUUGAACAACCCGGUGUUGGUGAGAUUGGACGCCGAGUCCAAGAUUUCAGAAAACUUGCAAAUGGCGUAUUUCACCACCAAAAAGAACGAGCGUGAAGCUAAUUUGCUCUAUAUACUUCAAGAGGUCAUCAAGAUGCCGCUUGGCACUGCCGAGGAAAUCAACAAGUUGGUUGCCAUGGACAAGAGGGAGAUGGAGUCGGAUGACGAAGACGUGGCCGACUCCAAUGGCAAAGAUAGAAAAAAACGGAAAUACAAAUUCAAAAAGGAGAGGAUGCCCUCGGCCAACCAGCUUCCGUCCGAGCAGUCCACGAUUGUGUUUGUUCCAACAAAGCACCAUGUCGAGUACGUCACGAGGCUAUUAAGAGCAGCCGGCUACUUAGUUUCCUACAUUUACGGUACCUUGGACCAACACGCGAGAAAAAGCCAGCUUUACCAGUUCAAAAUUGGCUUGACCAAGAUCUUGGUCGUGACGGACGUGGCUGCUAGAGGUAUCGAUAUCCCCGUUUUGGCAAACGUCGUCAAUUACACCUUACCGGGCUCAUCGAAAAUAUUCAUCCACAGAGUUGGUCGUACCGCGAGAGCAGGUAAUAAAGGGUGGGCUUAUUCGAUUGUAAAUGCUAAAGAAUUGCCAUAUUUGCUCGACUUGGAGUUGUUCUUGGGCAAGAAAUUGCUCUUGACCUCAAUGCAUGAAGCGAAAUGCGCAUUGCUCAGGAAGAAGCAAGGAGAUGCAUAUACCCCGCCUCGCGUCAAUUAUACGGAACGUCUCGUGGUGGGGUCGGUGCCGCGGUUGGACAUAGAAACAUUCCAAGAGUUGUACGAAAAUUUGCUUCGCAAUGAUUACGAAAUCAAGGUGCUCAAAGACGUGGCGGCCAAGGGUGAGAAGUUGUACCACCGCACAAGACAAGCGGCCUCUGCUGAGUCGCUAAAGAGAAGCAAGGAAAUAAUGGAGACAAACUCGUGGGAUGACCAGCACUUGCUCUUUGGUGAGAAUAUGGAAAAAUUGAAAGAAGAUUUUUUGGCAAAGUUGCAGAAUAGAAAUGUCAAGGAGACUGUUUUUGAGCUCCGCAAAAAGGGUGUUAAAGAGAACGAUAGUCUUGCUGAGUUUAUGCACAAGCGAAGGCGCCAGCUUGCGCCAAUUCAGCGCAAGGCCCAAGAGCGUAGAGAAUUGUUGCACAAGGAGAAACUAGCAGGCCUCUCGCAUGGUAUCGAGGAGGAGAUAUUGAAGACCGAAGAUGAGUCGAGCGGCUAUAACCACCACCAACAAGUGGAUGAAGAUGAAUUGCAGGACGCGUUCGAGGACAGCGAACAAUUGCAAAAGAGGAAAUCGUAUCGGGAUCCGCAAUUCUUCAUGAGCCACUAUGCUCCUCCCUCGGUGAUUCAGGACAAGCAAUUGUCCAUCGCGUCGUCCUUUGCCAACGACGCCCAAGCAGCUACAUUUGACUUGGACAACGACGACAAGAUACAAAAGAAUUCGCAAGUUAUGAAGUGGGACAAGAAGAAGGGCAAGUAUAUCAACUCACGGUCGACGGAUAAAAAGUACAUCAUCAGCGAAAAUGGGACCAAGUUGCCUGCGUCGUUUAGAUCUGGCAAGUUUGACGAGUGGAGAAAACAAAGAAACCUUAAGCCGACAACCUCCCUCAACGAGAAUGGUGGUAACAAUAACAACAACCAGCAGCAGCAGCAGCAAUUCAAGCACAAGAAGAGCACUGCUCCUAAAUUGCCCGACAAGUACAGGGACGACUACCAUAAACAGAAGAAGAAGGUCGAAAAGGCGCUUGAUUCCGGCAUGAGGGUCAAGGGCUACCACAAGCCGGGCCAGCAGCAAGAAUUGAAAACAACAGAGCAGAUACGCAAGGCAAGAGCACUCAAAGAGCAAAGAAGAGCCAAAAAUGCUCGACCCAGUAAAAGAAGGUGA